AUGAAAUUCCGUUUUCUUCUAUUUCUUUUAUUAAUUCUAGCUAGAUGUUGCCUAGCUGAUUGGAAUAAUUGGAACUGGGGACCACCACAACAACCUCAAUUACCGAACAAUAAUUUGGCUAUUGGUUAUCCUACUGCUUAUGGAUUGUAUGCUGGAAGAGGGUAUGGCAACAACAAUGGAUAUAAUGGAGGGGGACCUCCUAACGCAGGCACUGGCUUCGGCAGCGCUGUACGCUGCUUGAACGGAGGUGCCCAUAUCGGUCAAUGCCGGCUGGAUCAAGAUUCCAUUUGUAUUGCUCUUGGAGGAACUUGUAGUCAUGGAGCUUGCUGCACCACUCCUUUUGUUAGUAUGCUCGGUGUUAACGGUUUGACUACAGAAGCUCCAGAAGUGAUAGAUGGUGAAACCACUAAAAAAAAGAAGCCAAAAAGGAAAUUGGUGAUCGCCACCACUACAGUAAUACCAGAUGGUGAUGAAGGUGAUGAGGAUGAUGAUGCAAUGAAGUCGAAUGAACUAGAAGAAUGGAACACAUUAGUGGAACGUGCUAGAACAACCACUACCACCGAGCCACCUAUCAUAGAAGAAAUGGUUACAGUGUCCCCUUAUAUAGAGGAGAAUGAGGAUAGGAAAUGCUCAUCAGGCCUUCGCUCCGUCGGUCCAUGUUCAGAAGACUCCGAUUGCCCGACUCUUCACCAAUGCGAGAAGGAGCAGUGCUGUUAUUUAUUAUUGCGAUGA
Molecule: messenger RNA, 732 nt
Organism: Caenorhabditis remanei
Lineage: Eukaryota; Metazoa; Nematoda; Chromadorea; Rhabditida; Rhabditidae
Exons: 5
Coding region: 1-732 (243 amino acids)
Source: RefSeq, a predicted model, not a curated record